Messenger RNA from Condylura cristata (star-nosed mole), 2542 nucleotides. It is a transcript of the gene PCDHB1, whose product is annotated as protocadherin beta 1. Gene Ontology annotation, molecular function: calcium ion binding. The transcript has a single exon. The coding region runs from base 81 to 2540 and encodes 819 amino acids. NCBI's taxonomy places the organism in Eukaryota, Metazoa, Chordata, Mammalia, Eulipotyphla, Talpidae. The record is from RefSeq and is a predicted model, not a curated record. Gene Ontology annotation, biological process: homophilic cell-cell adhesion. Gene Ontology annotation, cellular component: plasma membrane.
AGCGGGUGUAUGAACCUGUUGGAAAAGCAAAAGUUUUUCUGCAACAGGUGGCUGCCGCUGCAGAGUGCUUGGGAGAACAGAUGGCUGCAGCACGUAGAGAACUCUUACGGCGCAGGCAAGUGAAGUCUCUUCUCCUUUUACUAUAUGUUUCUGUGGGGGGUGCGGCAACCAUUCGCUAUUCUGUGGCGGAAGAGAUGGAGAGUGGUUCCUUUGUGGCUAAUGUAGCUAAGGACCUGGGGCUGGAGGUGGGGAAGUUGGCUGCUCGCGGGGCUCGGCUCGUUUCUGAGGGCAACAAACUGCACUUCCGGCUCCACCGCAAAACGGGAGACCUGUUUGUGAAGGAGAAGCUGGAUAGAGAGUCACUUUGUGGCAAAGCAGACCCGUGUGUUCUGCACUUUGAAAUAGUCCUGGUGGAGCCACUGCAGUCCUUUCGUGCUGAGGUCAGAGUAUUUGAUAUCAAUGACAAUGCCCCCGUUUUCCUAAACAAGGAGCCGGUUUUAAAGAUUCCGGAGAGCACUCCCCUGGGUUCACGUUUUCCUCUGCAGAGCGCCCAGGAUCUGGAUGUGGGCCUCAAUGGUCUGCAAAACUAUACCUUAAGUCCCAAUGCCUAUUUCAACCUACACACCCGCUUCCGCAGUCAUGGGCCCAAAUAUGCUGAGCUGGUGCUGAAUAAACCGCUGGACAGAGAGGAGCAGUCUGAAGUCAACUUGACCAUUACAGCAGUGGAUGGCGGGUCUCCGCCCAAGUCUGGCACUGCCCACAUACGCGUGGAGGUUCUGGACGUCAACGACCACGUUCCUCAGUUCUCAAGGCUGGUGUACCGCACUCAGGUACCCGAAAAUAGUGCCAGCGGUUCUUUGGUGGCCACAGUGACUGCCACUGACUUAGACCAGGGAUCCAACAAGGAGAUAACUUACUCUUUGGCUCAAAACCCUGAAGCAAUUCUCCAGACCUUCCAAAUUGACUCCCAAACCGGAGAAGUUCGACUAAGAGGGCCCCUGGAUUUUGAAGCCAUUGAAACGUAUGACAUCGACAUUCAAGCUACUGAUGGAGGAGGCCUCUCUGCUCACAGCAAAGUUCUAGUGGAAGUGGUGGAUGUGAAUGACAAUCCUCCUGAAGUGACCAUCUCCUCUGUGUCCAGCCCGCUCCCUGAGGACUCCCCACUACAGACAGUAGUUGCCCUUUUCUCUAUCCGAGACCGGGAUGUUCGAGUGGGAGGAAAAAUCACCUGCUUCCUCAGAGAAGAUCUUCCCUUUGCAGUCAAGCCUACCUUACGGAAUUCUUAUUCUCUGGUCACUAACAGAGGUUUGGAUAGGGAGGAGGUUUCAAGCUAUAAUGUCACCCUUAUUGCCAUGGACACUGGGCCACCCAAUCUGUCCACGGAGACGAUGAUAGAGGUGUUAAUAUCUGACAUCAAUGACAAUCCCCCAGUAUUUCUGGAAGACUCCUAUGUCUUGACUGUUCGAGAAAACAACAGCCCUGCCAUUUUUAUUGGUAAAGUCCAUGCCGAGGAUCAAGAUAUAGGUGAGAAUGCCCAAGUAACAUAUUCUCUACUGCCUCCACAAAGUGGAGACUUAUCAGUCUUUGCUUACAUCUCUAUAAAUUCAGACAAUGGGAAGCUCUAUGCACUAAGAACCAUGGACUAUGAGGCCAUUAAAGAUUUUCAGUUUGUGGUAAAAGCAACUGAUGGGGGCAUCCUGUCCUUGAGUAGCCAAGUUACUGUCAGAGUGGUUGUCCUGGAUGACAAUGACAAUCGUCCAAUGAUUCUGUACCCACUGCAGAAUGGCACCUUGCCCUGCAAUGACCUGGUGCCCAGGUCUGCAGAGGCAGGCUACCUGGUGACCAAGGUUGUGGCUGUGGAUGGUGACUCAGGUCAGAAUUCUUGGCUUUCAUAUCAUCUACUUAAAGCCACUGACCCUGGGUUAUUUUCUGUUCAGCAACAAAAUGGGGAAAUCCGCACACUGAGGCAGAUAUCUGAGAGAGACCCCAUGAAGCAUAAACUGAUCAUUCUUGUUCAGGAUCAUGGCCAACCAGCUCUUUCCACUACUGCCUCACUAAACAUUCUGCUGGUGGAUGGCUUUUCUGAGCCAUAUCUGCAGUUCCGGGAUCCAUCCAACCAUUCUACAAGGGUAAAUCCAUCCACUAAGUAUCUGGUUAUCUCUCUGGCUGUACUUUCCUUUCUCUUUCUCCUCUCCGUCACAGUUAUUUUUGUUAUACAUAUCUACCAAAAGAUUACUAAAUAUAGAGAAAGGUUCACAAUUCAAGAGCAUUUCUAUGAUGACUGUAAUUUCCCUAACAACAUAAUACAAGCAGGAGCCAAUGGAACCUUAACCCAGCCUUGUUCCUAUGAAAUAUGCUCAGCUACUGGCACUGGCACUAGUGAGUUCCGGUUUCUUAAGCGCUUUAUGCCCAAUUUCCCCUUCCCUCAUGGCACUGGAGAGCCAAAAGCAGAGGCUCGCUCUAAUUUACCAUCAAAUCCCAAUAGAAAUAGGUCUCGGGGGUCAGAGGGCCAUGUCCCAGGAGCAGAUGACUACAUGUAGCG